Molecule: messenger RNA, 1295 nt
Organism: Dioscorea cayenensis subsp. rotundata (Guinea yam)
Lineage: Eukaryota; Viridiplantae; Streptophyta; Magnoliopsida; Dioscoreales; Dioscoreaceae
Product: histone-lysine N-methyltransferase ATXR6
Exons: 5
Coding region: 27-1052 (341 amino acids)
Molecular function (GO): protein binding
Source: RefSeq, a predicted model, not a curated record
UCUCUCUCUCUCGCUCUCUCCCAACAAUGGCGCCCAAGAACCAUCUGAGAAGAAGAACCCAAGCUCCAAGCAUCUCCGGCGAUGAACAAGCUCGCAUCAACGCCAUAACUUGCGUUCGUUGCGGCUCCGGCGAGUCCCCGGCCGAGCUCCUCCUCUGUGACAACUGUGAUCAUGGCUUUCACCUCUUCUGCCUCUCUCCCAUUCUCCCUCGCGUUCCCAAAUCCUCCUGGUUUUGCCCUUCUUGCUCCUCCUCCUCCUCCCCUUCCAAAACCCCCAAGCAGUUUCCUCUAAUUCAAACCAAGAUUGUGGAUUUUUUCAAGAUCCAGAGAUCUUCAGAUGAAAACCUAGGGUGUAAGAAGAGGAAGAAGAAGUUAGGUGGGUUAGUAAUGGCUAAGAAGAAGAGAAGGCUCUUGCCUUUCAAUCCCAGUGAAGACCAAGAGAGGAGAUUGGAGCAAAUGGCUUCUCUUGCUACUGCAUUGACAGCAACUAGUUCAGUGUUCAGUGAUGAUCUCACUUACUGCCCUGCCAUGGCUCCUCGUUCCGCUAACCAGCCUUCUCUCGAGCGUGAAGGAAUGCAGGUGAUGUCUAAGGAGGACAUUGAAGCAUUGAAUGCUUGCAAGAAGAUGAUGGAAAGGGGUGAAUGCCCACCAUUGCUUGUUAUCUUUGAUUCUAGAGAAGGGUUUACAGUUGAGGCUGAUAGGUUCAUCAAGGACUUAACAAUAAUUACUGAAUACGUAGGUGAUGUCGAUUACUUGAAGAACAGAGAACACGAUGAUGGAGAUAGCAUGAUGACACUACUGUCGGCUAGAGAUUCAUCGAAAAGUCUUGUUAUAUGUCCUGAUAAGCGCAGCAACAUUGCUCGGUUUAUCAAUGGCAUUAAUAAUCAUUCACUAGAUGGGAAGAAGAAACAGAAUGUUAAAUGUGUGAGAUUUGAUGUGGAUGGUGAGUGUAGAGUGUUGUUGAUUGCAAGCAGAGAUAUUCGGAAAGGUGAGAGGUUGUAUUAUGACUACAAUGGAUAUGAACAAGAGUAUCCAACUCAUCAUUUUGUUUGAAGGUAUAUGUAUCUCUUUUUGAAUGAGUUCUAAAGAGAUUGUAUUUCCAUUGUUUCCUUUUCUUCUUGAAGACUUGAAGGAAAGAAAUGAGAGUUUUUUUCACAAAAAAAAUCUCUUGAUAUUUCAGGAAGAGUGUACACAACUUUCCAUUUGGUUUAAAGAAAUUUUCUUUGAGUUGUGAAAGAGAGAUUGAUGUCCUUGUAUUUGCUCUGUUGUUUCUGUUAUGAAGUUUUGAAGGUAAGA